Messenger RNA from Archocentrus centrarchus (flier cichlid), 2110 nucleotides. Its product is annotated as low density lipoprotein receptor adapter protein 1. NCBI's taxonomy places the organism in Eukaryota, Metazoa, Chordata, Actinopteri, Cichliformes, Cichlidae. The coding region runs from base 208 to 1026 and encodes 272 amino acids. The transcript has 3 exons. Gene Ontology annotation, cellular component: early endosome. The record is from RefSeq and is a predicted model, not a curated record.
AAGCACAGAGCACAGAGCACAGAGGAGAGAGGCGUGCGUCAGUCAGUCUGUUCGUAAACCGCACGGAGUUCAGAAGCAGAGUAAUCUUUAGAGUUGUGUUGCGGUCACUGACAGCCGCACAGUUUUGUGCAGGAUAGCGGAUUUCCACCUGCCCGCGAUCACGGGACCCUAAACGGUUCACCUGAGGAGCGCCAGAACAUCGUUUGCAUGAAACUGACGCUGGAUAAAAGCAGUGGAUGCAGCCACGCUCCAUUUAAAGAAGGAAGGUGGAAGAUUGGGAGAGGCUCUGAAGAGAACCAGCUUGCAGCUAACAGUUCCUCCAAACCCAGCCUGAAACGCAUCAUGUCCCUCAGCACCUUCCACCUCAUGCAGACCCUGAAGAACUCUCCUGCCGAGUUGCGACGCCGCUUCCGCCGCGACCGGACGGAGUCGCUGUCCCACGGCGACCCUCUAUUUAAAGUGCACUACCUGGGCACGGAGAAGAUCUUCUCUCUGGAUCGAGAGCAGGCCGAGGAGGCCAUUUCUCACUUGCUCGAAGGUAUUGCAAAUGGGAAGAAGCUGAGGAAGGAUCACGCCCUUGUCGUGCGUCCCAGAUAUGUCGAGGUCAAGGAGCUGAGCACGGGUCGGCAGCUCACUAAGACCUACCUGCAGGACAUUGCGUACUGCGCCGCAGACACCAACCGACCCAACGUCUUCUUGUACAUCUGCAAACAUCGCGGGCAGCAGCUGCAGUGUCGGGUGUUUUGGUGCAGCCGGGCGGAACGGGCACGGGACAUGACUACCUGUUUGGGUCUUUCCUUCCAGCGGGCGCUCAGCGACUGGCAGCAGGCUGGCUCGGCCACGCUGGCGUCGGGAGAGGUGAAAGGAAAACUUGCAGAGGAGUCGUCCACUUCUCCAGCCAAAGCAAAGAGCUCCACACUGCCGGCUGGUCUGGGAAAAGUUCACUGGAAGAAGCGAGGCUCCGUAUCCCGCAGCCCCCUGAGAGUCAUCACCAGGAGAGGAUCUUCCUCUGACAGCUUGAACUGAGCUGUUUUUAGCAGGUCAGAUGUGGGACCACAUUAUUAACCUGGUGACGGCCUUUGUUCAAGGGAAGAGACUGAUUACAAGACAUGAGAGGCCACGGUGGAUGUUAAUGAGAAGUGAGAAGGUCCGUAUUUGGAUAUAAGGACUGCUCAUGAGUGGAUGCUGCCAUAAUCAGUGAGGACUUGGAGUGGGGGGAGUGGUGGCAGCAGGGUUGUCUUUGGAUUUUCGCAAGAGACAGCACAAGAUGCUCUUGACAGCUUCUGUUCAGCUUUCAAUAAAUGUAUGAGGAACUGUGACUGGCUGUGAGGCCGUUUGGGGACUGGACUGGGUCAUGCCCGUGUCAUAUUUUUUUUUUUCUUUUUUAAAUAUAUAUAUAUAUUUUGGCUUGUUUGCAGUACUGUUAAGACGGUUAAACCGACCAAGUACCUGCUGUGGGCCAAACAAUCCACGGGCAAAACUGGAUAAACACCACGAGAGUCUGGAUGUUGUUUUUAAAGAUUUAUUUAUAUUUAACUUGCAUAUGUGACAGGUCAUGAUGUAGUGUUAUAUGUUUUUUUUCCUUCAGCCUGUGCCAUUGGUGAGCUUGUUUGUUUUCUGCUUUUGGAUGGACAAAUUUAAGAUGACAGGGGCAGUGUAGGCAUGUCAUACCAAAGUAAGUCUGUAAUAUGCAUAAUUAGUCUGAGCACAUUCUAGUCCUUUUUUUUUUUUUUUUUCUUUUUAAAACUUACUCAGGAAAUUAUAAGUUUUAGUGAUUAUAUGAUGUCAGCUUUCAGUGAAAUGCAUGACAGGCCCUGCCGCUGCAUCAGAAAGGAGGAGGGUGGGGUGGGGUGGGGGGGUGGAGAUGGAUAUUAUCUAUAGAAUAGGGGUCUUCAAAAAAAAUAAAAAAUCUCUGGUUGCAUACAAAAAACAGCUCCUAACUCUCCUCAGCAAUAAUUUGCAUUUAUAUGGGGGAAAAGAAAAAACCCAGCAGUGAGUUGUUUGUGUCAAACACUGGGAACACUGUGUUCCUGUGAAGCCUCUGAGGAAUGCCAGGACAUGCACCUGCAUUCCAAAUGGGGGAAAUUUGAGAUGGGGACUUUCUUUCUCC